Molecule: messenger RNA, 646 nt
Organism: Didymella exigua CBS 183.55
Lineage: Eukaryota; Fungi; Ascomycota; Dothideomycetes; Pleosporales; Didymellaceae
Exons: 3
Coding region: 135-470 (111 amino acids)
Source: RefSeq, a predicted model, not a curated record
AGUUGCCAAUGCCGUCGUCAAAAGCAAUGCGCGUUUACUCGCUGGUCAAAACCUCCACAAAUUCCAAUCAGUCAACUGUGGAGAUUUCACACGGGCCAUCUUUGAGUACGGCCUCGCCGCUGUAGGAGUUUUGCAUGACAACCCGGACUUACACCAUUCGGGAGCAGUGCAUGGCUCGAUGCGACAGACACGCCAUGCAUCCGUGUCCGCCAACUCGCAUUGCUGAGUUCCCACUCCUCAGCCUAAGCUCCCAAGGUGCGAUCCUUCGUCGCUUCUCCGCCUCGGCUCGGCUCAUCCCUCCGAGGCGCUGCAUGAACCGGCAUUCCUAUUGUAAUGUUGUCUUCACGUGCUGCGUGGGAGCUUCGGAUUCGAAGUGCUCUAUAGUGCUGUUGUUUGUGUGGUCAUUUGUAAGUCAGAUGCGUGCUAUCUGGACCAAACAAAGUUUGUUUCGCAAUUCUUGCGCAACCUGAUUUACCAUAAAUGUCAGAGAUCUUAGCGCAGUCUCUGGCAUCGCUGUCGUAGGCGUCAGGCGAGACACUCGCCAGAAUCAUCGCAAUGUCCUCGCGGCACGAACACACAUCAGCACCCGGGCAAGCGAACUGCAUCUCUCCUCUCCUCUAAUCCUCCAAACGUUUCCGAGCGAGUG